Messenger RNA from Plasmodium vivax (malaria parasite P. vivax), 1998 nucleotides. RefSeq names its product AAA family ATPase, putative. Lineage: Eukaryota; Apicomplexa; Aconoidasida; Haemosporida; Plasmodiidae. Gene Ontology annotation, molecular function: zinc ion binding; ATP hydrolysis activity; ATP binding. The transcript has a single exon. Gene Ontology annotation, cellular component: mitochondrion. The record is from RefSeq and is a predicted model, not a curated record. Bases 1 to 1998 code for a protein of 665 amino acids. Gene Ontology annotation, biological process: mitochondrion organization.
AUGAACUUCCCGAACAUCUCGAAGAAGAUGGCGGCGCCGGUCGCGGGGGAGGAGAAGGGGGGGGAGCACAUCACGGGGAACUUUGACCCCACGGCGCUGGAGAGGGGAGCGAAGGCGCUGAAGGAGCUGGACCAGUCGUCCAACUCGAAGAAGGCAUUCGAGCUGAUCAAGCUGCAGGAGCUGACCAAGCAAAAGGAGUAUGAAAAGCAAAUGGAGGAGCUGUCGCUACAGAAGGCGCAGUACCUGAGCAACAAAAUGAGGAUAGAAAAUGAGGAGAAGAGAAAAACCAUCAACUACCAGCAGGAGCAGGAGAGAAUCACAGCCGAGUACAAAACCAGACUCGAAGCAGAAGCGUACCAAAAAAAGCUCCUAGAUCAGCAGAAGCAAAAUGAAGAAUGGCUGAAAAAUCAGCAUGAGCAAUAUUUGAGGCAAGAAAACAUUCGAAAGAGAAACGAACUGGAGCUACUUAACUUAAAAAUGAAACAGAUAAGAGAAGAAAAAUCUCUUGAAAGAGAAAACAUGAAGGCAAAAAUACAAGAAGAAAAUAAAGGACUCAUAGAAAGAGAAAGAAAAAAUCUGGACAUUCAUUUGAAAACGUUAAGAAUGAAAGCAGAUGAGGAGAGGAAAACAAAAUUGGAAAGUAUAGGUAAAUAUUUCGAACAGUUUAACAAUUCUAUGUUUUUAUUUUUAAAUGACCGGGAGAGGCUCUAUCGAUUUGUCCUUGUAGUUACCCUCACCUCUGUGGGGAUAUACACCACGAAGCAUACCACCAGGUUGAUACGCUCCUAUGUAGAAACGAAACUGGGGAAGCCAAAACUUAUAAGAGAGACAUCCCUAUGGCAUAUUAACAAAUUUUUUGACCUUUUUAAUUUGAAAAAGAACCUUCUUCUGAUGAAAAAUAUUUUACAAAGAAGAAGCCCAAAGGAGAGUAACUUCUUCACCAACAUUGUCUUAAAUGAAGAGCUGCAGGAGAAGCUCAGCUGGUCAAUUAAUAGCUUAACAAAUUCGAAAAGGUAUGACCUUUAUUUGAAGAAUAUUCUGCUGCAUGGCCCUCCAGGCACGGGGAAAACUCUCUUUGCCAAAACGUUAUCCCAUUUUAGCAAUUUCGAUUACAUAAUAAUUAACGGAGGUGAUGUGAGCGCCUUGGGUGUGCAUGCCUCGGUAGAAUUGAACAAAAUUUUUGAUUUUAUAAAAAGAAGGAAAAAUAAAAAAUGCGUUAUUUUUUUUGAUGAAGCUGAAGCGUUUCUCAGAAGAGGGAGAAAUGAAUCGUCGGCUCAUUUUUCGGAGAGCCUUCGAAACGCCUUGGCUACUUUCCUCUACCAUACAGGAACGGAAUCCAAAAAAUUUUGCAUCAUUUUAGCUACCAACUGUAGGGAGAUCCUGGACCCUGCUGUCAUCGAUCGAAUUGAUGAGCAGUACAUUUUUGAUUUCCCCAAAAUUAACGAAAUUAGGAAAAUGCUUUCUCUUUAUUUUAAUAAAUACGUUUUCCCUCUGAAGAAAUACAACAUCGUUGUGGACGCUUCUAUAGACGAUCUGUACUUAGAUGUGCUGGCUAGUCGUCUCGUUGGUUUAUCGGGGAGACAAAUUUCUAAGCUUUGUCUCAACAUACAGAACUGCGUGUUUGGUAGCAAUUCUAAGGUAGUUUCGAAAGACCUCAUCGAUUUAAUUGUCAGUUGGAAUUUGAGCAAUUCGUUUGAAACUCGCGGGGAGAUGCAGACCAGCAGGCAGCACGUCGCUGCUCCCAUCCCGAGGGGAUCCGCCAGUGGAAUAUCCCCCGGUGCCACCAAAGAGGGGGAUUCCAACGCGGGCACAAACUCCGGGGAGAACUCCAAACCCGAUAUGGGCCUGGGCGUGGGUGCAAAUGUGGGGUCCAAUCUGGCGGGGCAGCCCAGCACGGUGGCGGCAUCCAUGGCGAGGUCGGUGGCGGGGCUCAGUGGGGAUGAUUCGAAGGAGGAAAAUUCGCCUCAGGUGAAGACCAAGGUGGGGAUGCAGCAUUGA